AUCUUAUAUUUUGUUGUUGUAUAAUAACUAAUGCCAUCUUAACAAAAAAAAAAGUUAGUAUAUAUUCUCAUCUUUCUCCAUUCCUUUUUAUCAUUAUCAUUUAUCAUUUAUCUCUCUUCUAUAGUUUUUUCUUUCUCCAAGAACACAUAACACAAGAUCAUGGAAGCAACACAUAGGAUGGGAUUGUAUCAUAUGAAAGUAACACAUGAUGAAGAGCAUAAGUUGAUGAGUAUGUUGGGAGGAUUUCAUGAUCAUCAUGAUGAUACAUUCAUUAGUGAAUCAAGUUCAUCCUCCUUUGAAGACUCAAAUAACUCUAUGGAAUCAUCUUCAUCGGAUUUGCUUGAUGAUGCAUCAUCAUCUUCAUCAACAUCAUCUUCAUCAUCACCAAGGCAAUCAAAUGGACCAUUGUAUGAAUUAUCCGAGCUCAUGAACCAACUUCCCAUCAAGAGAGGAUUAUCAAAGUUUUACCAAGGGAAGUCACAAUCAUUUACGUCACUAGCCAAAGUGGCAAGCUUAGAAGAUCUUGCAAAGAAAGAUACACCAUAUCAAAGAAGAUUAAAAGCUUGUAAAAGUUAUGGUGGUGGUUUAAAUAAUUAUAGAUCACCAAAAGCUGGAAUUUCAAAGAAAGUUUCAAAGGGUUCUUUAUCAAAUUUCUCUUGUUUAAGUAGGAAAUCUAGUUUUAUAGGUAGUUGUAGACCUCCGCUAAGUCGUGUACAAACUACCUUCUAAUUGUGUAUUAGCUUUUUCAUAAUUACUUAUUAUUACGACGUGAGUAGAUCGAAAUGGAAUCGAUAUGAGUAUGAUGAACAUAGCUAGCUAGUGUUUGAAUAUACGUUGUACAAUUACUUAAUCACCUUAUUACGUAGUACGGAGUACUUACGAUUUAUUUGAAAAUUAAGAGGUAUUAAUUUAUCGGCAAUUUGAUUGA
This is a messenger RNA of Spinacia oleracea (spinach), 928 nucleotides long. RefSeq names its product protein OXIDATIVE STRESS 3. The record is from RefSeq and is a predicted model, not a curated record. The transcript is spliced from 2 exons. The coding region runs from base 160 to 729 and encodes 189 amino acids. Lineage: Eukaryota; Viridiplantae; Streptophyta; Magnoliopsida; Caryophyllales; Amaranthaceae.